AUGUGGUCACGAAGAGCCCUGUUAGAUGUAUCAAUCGAGGAUGGAUCAAUGAUUGCGUAUACCAAGCGUGCCAUCUCUUUGGGUUUUGCUGUUAUAAUUUGUAACCCGAAUGAGGUUUUCUGGUACAAGGGAAAAGGUGUGAUUAUCCUACCAAAGGCCAAUGUGGAAUUUGACUCGAUCCCAGACUGCGAAUAUAACGAAUACGUAACAACCUCGGUAAUUGACCGUGUAUUUGACUUUUUCAUGGAGAAAUUGAGCAUGCCCGAUAAUUGGCGCGAAGCCAUGAUGUUAAAUGGCGAAGAAGAAAGCGGUCUCGAACAAUUGGAUAAUAAAGCUCAAAAAUCAUUUGAAGACGAUCUAUUGGUUAAUGAUGUACAAGAUAAAAUUCAUUACUAUAUGGAAAAAAGUGAAGGUUCGAAUUCGGGUUGGGAUUAA
This is a messenger RNA of Acaulospora colombiana, 435 nucleotides long. The record is from the annotation of a GenBank genome assembly. Lineage: Eukaryota; Fungi; Glomeromycota; Glomeromycetes; Diversisporales; Acaulosporaceae.